Messenger RNA from Varroa destructor (honeybee mite), 1042 nucleotides. RefSeq lists its product as uncharacterized. The record is from RefSeq and is a predicted model, not a curated record. Gene Ontology annotation, molecular function: ubiquitin protein ligase activity; histone binding. Lineage: Eukaryota; Metazoa; Arthropoda; Arachnida; Mesostigmata; Varroidae. Gene Ontology annotation, biological process: mitotic cell cycle checkpoint signaling; double-strand break repair; protein K48-linked ubiquitination. Gene Ontology annotation, cellular component: site of double-strand break; cytosol; ubiquitin ligase complex.
GUCAACAGGUAAUGAUGGCUGCCUCUGCCGCGGAGACGGCGAACUGUCUUAUGAUGCGCGCCGAACCGACGCGAGAGAUACCGCUAAAGCUAGAUGAGGAGAUCCUUGGACGAUCAGGAAAUUGCUCUGUCUCGAUACACUCUGUCAUCGUUUCCAGAAGACAUGCGGAGUUUCGACGAAGUAAAGGAGGCAGCUGGACUGUGCGCGAUCUCGCUUCGGUCAACGGAGUUUACGUCAAUCACAGGAAGAUCGAACCCCCUGCGUGCGCCAAUCUUAAAUCGGAGGACGUGAUCUCGCUGGGCCCGAUACAUCGAACAAAUAUGGCGUUCCAGUUUGUGCAGAUUCCGGAUGACGAGGAUGCCAAGCUGGUGUCCUUGAAUACUGUAUUUUGGUUAUCCACAGCUGCAAAUAAAGUAAUCUAUACUCCUGCUGGGGCGGGCCCACAUGGGAAGUCCUGCUCAGGCUCCUCACACUCUGCUCGUCAGCUUAAAGAACAGCCCAUACCUGAAAGUAAUAACGAAGAAAAUGAUGAGGAGCCGCAUACCGAGAAGGUAGGUUGCCUUCCUGCUGCUAGCAGUGGGUCAUCUUCCAGGUGUUCUACUGGGGAUCACCAUGGCGCAUCGCAACAUGGGGCCGCCCAUUUGCACUGCACUGCAGGGGGGGAUCCGGGCUGCGUGGGUGGCAGUGCAAUCUGCGCGGUGUCCGGGGCCAUCGGUGGUGCGCAUAGUUCUAUCCAGACGGAUGUGGUAAAACGCGUAGAGAACAUUAUGGAAGAAGAGCUUACGUGUUCCAUAUGCUCCGAAUUGUUCAUCAGUGCUGUGACGUUAUCGUGCGGACAUAACUUUUGCCAGAUGUGUAUUCGCAGUUGGCGGAGAAAGAAGGACGCGUGUCCUAUAUGUUCUGCGCCUAUAGGACAAGAGAUUCGGGCGUACGUUUUGGACAGUGUCAUCAAGCAGCUCGUAUCGCUCAAUCCGCCCCUGAAGAAACAUUAUGAGCAGAGAUAUAAGCGAUUUGCUUGAGUCGUUCCAUCAACAACAAUACU